Messenger RNA from Schistocerca americana (American grasshopper), 762 nucleotides. RefSeq names its product UPF0449 protein C19orf25 homolog. The record is from RefSeq and is a predicted model, not a curated record. Lineage: Eukaryota; Metazoa; Arthropoda; Insecta; Orthoptera; Acrididae. The transcript has 2 exons. Bases 88 to 459 code for a protein of 123 amino acids.
AUGACGUUUACCUGUGUGCAGUCAGUCAGACUGACAGUCGACGCCUCGACGGUGAGAUACCGUUUCUGAUUGUAUUCGUGGGUGUCAAUGUUUUCGACAGAAAUGUUUAAGAAGAAACCAAACAUUCCUCCACGACCAUCUCCCCCAGGAAUAUCUCAGUUAUUAGCAGAUCUAGAUAACUCGGAUAGUGAUGACAUUGUUUUCCAGAGAAAUAAACUUGCUUUAGAAAAUUUGCUGAAUGAAAUUGAAAACAGUGAAGAAGACAGCGGUGCUGGCGAUGAUGAAAAUGACCCAGAAAAAUUGUAUCUGCGGGUGAAAAAUUUUGUGGAAACAAAUAAUAUACUGCACGAAUACGUGAAAACAUUGGAGCAACAAAAUGACAACCUUCAAAUCUGUGACGCUGAAUUGAAACGAAUAGCGGAAGAGAUACGGAAACAGGCGCAACAAGCGCUAAAGUGAACUUGGAAUACCGCAGUUGUAAUAAAAGGAAGACAGCGUCUUUGAUCUGGAAUUAAUAGCCCGUUUUCCUGACGCAUAGUGAAUCUUUGCACUUAUUAUUGCCAUGUAUUUUAGCUGUUCAGUGAGCGGCGAUGUGCCAUUUCUUGUGCACCUAACGUAAAAUUUUAACUGGUGUGACUUUGUUUUAAAUUAUUUGAUUUCUCUUGUGUUUAUGUUGCUGUAUCAUCCUGUUGUUGCGUUACAAUAACUGAGUUGUAUUUGAAAAUAUUCAUGAGAGAUAAAUAUUUGGGUACAGUACCGUAA